This is a messenger RNA of Drepanopeziza brunnea f. sp. 'multigermtubi' MB_m1, 2151 nucleotides long. NCBI's taxonomy places the organism in Eukaryota, Fungi, Ascomycota, Leotiomycetes, Helotiales, Drepanopezizaceae. The record is from RefSeq and is a predicted model, not a curated record.
AUGAGCAGCAACGCACGCACCUCGAGUCAACCGCAUGCAUAUCCCUCUCCUCCUCCCCCUCCCCCAUCCCGAGCCAGCCGAGCGACAUGUCGGGGUGAGCUCCCAUGGCGCGAGGGCGAGGACCUCUCGUGUCUUGCUUCACUCACACCCGGUCGUCUUCGAUGUGGCAAAUUGGAUCCCCCAGACAGUAAAACCCAAACCCAAACCGUGCCAGCUCCCUUUUCGCCCGCUUCCCAAUCUCCAAGAUCCACAGCGACCUUUCUCACAUCAACUCCUCUGAUACUUCGCACGUAUAUCUAUUCAUCUUCGGGGGCUUGGCGGGCUAGCUUUCACAUGAUUUUUCCAUCCCAAACCUCUGUCGCCCGACCAGAGAUUUUCCGCUCUCGUCUCGAUGGACCGCAAGCAAGCAAGCGGGCAAGCGAGCGAGCGAGCGAGCGAGCGAUACUCAUGCAUGUAGAUCCGGGGUCCGGUCAGCCAGCAGCAUGCGCAUGCGGCCUACGAUUCGUACGUACAUGGCAAGCAAGCCUGGGUCGUCUUUUCGGAAAAAAGGUAGAUCUGGGAGGCGAUAUACGGAAAUUACAUUGCAUACCCGUGAGACCAGAUUUCAACAGAUCAGCGACCCUUAGCGCGCUUCUGGAUAGGUACGGUACCGUAGACGACCAGGAGAGCAGGAAAGCAAUCUGGCCUGAUCAUCUAUAUCGACCGACCGCUCUGGGUCCGGUCCCGGAGGGCGCCGCGCAAGAGAAGGAUAAAAAGAUACUGCGGAUCUUUCUGGGUGGAUUAUUGUUGUUGUUGUUGUUGUGGGCCGCGCCCGAUGGGACGGACAGUUCUGUUUCUGUCUCGCUCGCAGGCGCGAACAGUUUGAAGCGAGGCAUCCGAGAAAAGGCGGGAGAAACCCACGAGGCGUGCGGACAUCGAACUGGCAAAACAGUGCAUGGAAUACUUCAUUCCAGCCCUCAUCCUUCCCACUUCCUCUCAGCCUCUGCAGAUGUGACGGUCAACGGGCGCAACUCCCCCUCGCUUAGUGGUCCAGAGCCAACAGAGAAGACGGUAACACGAGAUCACAGCAAGGACGGGGAACCGAGUAACCUCUCGAGGACGUACGCGACGGGUUCCUGUUCGGUCCCGGCUGAGCUGAGCUGGGCUGGGCUGAGGCUGGGCUUGCCAUCAUGCCGCCGCCUCUCCGCCGCCCCCUUUCCCAGCAUCUUGGGAGUAUCUUAUGCUGGUAGCUGCUCGCACGCAGUUGCGUCUCGUGCUCGCCGUCGUACACAGCUAAGUACCCAGUCCCAACCUAACAGCUCGAUAUCUUCGGGACGGCGCCGUGCCACCCAGCGACCGUCCGCUAUUGGGGACUUCUGGAAGACGGUCACCGCUACACAUGUGCUAUUCUGGGAAGGUCACUGGAGCGCACCACAGGCACCGAAGAACUGGACUGGCGGUGCUCUCGCUCCUGAGACAUAUCCAUCUCCCCUCGUCCGUCGCGCACGAAAACGCCAACGGGAUGCAGGGAGUGACAUUCUACAGAGCCGCAUCUUAGGGGCGUCCACACGCUUGGGACGCAUGACACCGAAUUGGCCAGUCCAAACCGCGGGCAAGCCCCUCUCUCCUGGGCCCGGGGAUUCGGCCAUUAGGAGAGGAGGUGCUGCUGCUGCUGCUGCUGCUGCUGUAUGCAGCUAUCCAGCCGAGGACAGCCAUCCAUCUAUGCGGAGAACCCUUGCAUCAAUCCGCACCUCAACCCACAACAAGGCAGGCCGGCCUCAGAAUAGCAUCAACCCAGAAUCCUGGUUUUCCUGCGCCUCCCAACGCCAGCCAGCGCACGCUGUUCCCGUCCCCGAUGGACGAGAGUCCUUUCCAGCAACGCGCGGUCGGCUACACCACAGCAUCUGUCCGACGAAAGUUUCCGACCGCCCACCAGGAGCCGCCGCGCUACCCGCUACCACCCACUCCUUACCGCGAACGGAGAAUUGCAUGAUCGUGAGGAAACCCUUUCGUCUCAUCCCCUGCAUGCCAAAGAGUCCAGUGGCGGCGACGCCGUGGCGAACGCCAACCCUCCCGAGCGAACGGGCAAAUGGAAAGCCCUUGGACACCACGACGUUCCGCCCCCCAGCCCGCGCCCACAAAAAUACGGACGGGACGUUACACACAAACUAA